Paraglomus occultum is the source of this 813-nucleotide messenger RNA. The record is from the annotation of a GenBank genome assembly. Lineage: Eukaryota; Fungi; Glomeromycota; Glomeromycetes; Paraglomerales; Paraglomeraceae.
ACAGUCCCAAAUUUUAGAGGUGUUAUUGCAGGCUUAGGAAUCGAUAUUCACUUCCGUCUUUUGGAAAGGAUUUUUAUUACCGGACCCGUCAGCGAAGACUACGAGGCCGACGAUGUAGGCUUGUUCCUCGCAGGAGGCUUCCGAGUACUUGACGAAGGUGAAAAAAUGUUGGCAGACUUGAUCAAGCAACAGAUCGUUUACGACGUUGCUGUCGAGUUGUCAACCAUAUGUGACGGGAUUAGUGCCAAUUCUUCUCUUGGAGAUGAGCAGAUUCUGGAGAUGAUGGAAAGCUUGCGUCGUUUAGUCUGGAAGACAGAGUCUCUGAGUCAAUCAACGGGGACAGCAACUAAAGAAAAGUCGCUACGAACAAUAUCCGAAGACAGUUCGUCACCGAGCUAUUCAACAGAAGCUGAUCAAGCGCACUUUAAUCAAAAUAAUGGCUAUGCUGAUGAAAUAGUAGAUACUCCUCAAAUUUACAGUGAGCUGAUCAAAAAUAAUGGACCAAAUACAACUGCACUUGGUGAAAUUAAUGAAGAGGAGGAAACAAUAUUUUACAUGUUCCCCGUGAAACAAGAAACGCCACUUGGUGGAUGGCUAAUGGGAGACGCUACAAUAAUCGACUUUGCUGAUCCGAGAUCUUCGGCCGCGUUGGAAGCCAUGCGUCAACAGCAAGGAAUUACGAUUGGAAAUCAAGUAUCGACAGCGAACGAGGAAUUUUUUGCGCCGCCGAAUCCCAACGAUGGCAACCAGCAGGGCGCAGGGAUUAUUAUUAAAGUCGAUACAUACCAGAAGAUACAUCGACUCCAGUUCUGA